AUGUCUCAGCCCAAACAAAUUAACAUUGAAACUUAUUACAAGAUAGGAGCAGGACGACCUGCUCCUAAUGGCGAAUAUAGUCAAACAAUUACUUACAAGGGCAGAAUCAAACAAACAAUCAAUUUUAUUGCAGCAAAGACAAUAGAUAUAAAGAGAAUAGCAGAAGCGAAUAAUUUGUAUUUAUAUCUAGUUAACAAAGAUCAUCCGCAUAUCAUUAAAUUUUACGAAUGGAUGCGUACUGGAAAUCAUUACUGGUUUAUCAUUGAAUACUGUCCAGGAGGAUCCUUGUAUGAUCUUCUAGAGCAAGAUGUACGUCUUCCUGAGUCAAUUAUUAAGAUAUUUGCCACAGAUAUUCUAGAUGCGUUAUUUUAUUUACAUACACAAGGAAUUUUUCUGCGAGAUUUCCAACCGAGAAACAUUAUGAUAAACGAGUGUGGUAGCCUUAAAAUUUCUGAUUUUACCAGAGCAGAAUCUAUAGAUAAAAGGACUCCUCUUAAUCUUUUAUCGGAUCCAGAAAUGAUAGAAUAUUUAGCUCCUGAACUUCUCAUGGAAAAUGCCAUCGGAUCGUUCGCUUCCGACUUUUAUUCAUUUGGAGUUCUUUUAUACAGAAUGGGAGCAGGCCAAGUACCUUUUAAAGCAGCGCAGGCACAAGACCCAGACUCCCCUUUAUUUACAGAAGCUCCUCCUGUUCUUCCGGGUUAUUCUUCUGAAUAUAACGAUCUUGUUCAAGCUUUAUUAAGAAAGGAUCCAACGAAACGUCCUAAAUGGAAUGAAAUUAUUAAGCAUCCAUUUUGGGGUGACAUGUUGUCUAAAAUUCCGAAGUCAAAUUCACCAACAGAUUUCGAUUGCUCAAAACUACCAAAUCUUCCAACUUUCGACCCUACAGCACGAUCAUCAUUACUCAAAACAACAUCAACAAUCGUUGUUCCUAUAAAAGAUCUCGAAUCCGCAAGAAUUUCAACACAAUAUGCUCCAAAAUCAUUGGAGUCGCUUAUUUUAACUUCCGACUUAUUCCAACCUCAACCACUAUUCUUAAAUCCUGCAAUAGAAACUCUAAAUCUACCAGAAUAUCGAAUAGAAGAUCUUAAAAUUACAAACGACAUUACAUCAAAGAAUAAGACAGAAAUAAUCACAGCAUUUACAUCAUUACUUAAGAGCGUAAGAGAAGAACGCACAAGUCAAAAGAAAUACAAAUAUAUCUCAUAUCUUAUCUCGAAAACUCAAUUGGAUUACGUAUCAGAUGCGAUUGCAGAGACUGAAUCAUUCAGCUAUAUACUACAGAUGGCAGUAGAACUCAAACCAUCAACUGCCAGAGGAUUAUUAAUUUUAUAUGGCGGAAUUGCACGUAAUGCACACAAUAUAGCACCAGUAAACCUUACAGAAAAGGCUCUUCUACCUCUAAAGAUACUUAUGGAUAAAGAAUUGAAAGUAGCUCGCAAAGCAAUUUCCGCAUUAGGCGAAAUUGCCUUUUAUAUGGCCAGUACUAAAUCAGCAGUUGUAUUUCCUUCAUUCUUUGAGUCGUGUAUAACACAUUGCCUCAUUGGCACUAAGGAUGAUAUCAUGCAACACUAUGGUUUUCACAUAGUUUCUUGCAUUGCUCCAUUACAAAAAUGUUCGUCACUUUUUGACAUGAAAAAAUUGGAAGAAAAUUUGAUGAAAUUUAAAAUUUUAUCUCUAGAUAAGCCUGCAAUGAUAGAGAGAUAUGCGAUAGCCCUCUGCGAGAUCUAUCAAAACCACGAUGUGAAACCAUCAAAUGAAGACCAUUUGAAAGAGAUAAUUUCAAUACUUUUCAUGGUCCAAGGAAACUCGUCCGGUAGCUGCAAACAAUUAUCUCUCAUGUUGGCCGUUGCUGCAAAAGUUCCGCAAUUUUUGAAACCAGAAUUAGGAAAAUGCUUAGCAGAUACCUUCGAAGACUUGAAACUAAAGUCAUUACUAUGCGUUUGCCAUUGUUUCAGCGAUGAUUUGCAGAGCUUUUUGCAAAUUUCUUACAAAUUUUAUUAUGAAUUGGAAAAAUUCUCUAAAGAGAACUGGAGCGAAGUGGAAGUUGCCAGCCAAUGGACCGCACAGAUCGCUUGGAAGAUCUUAAAAGGCAACGAUCUGUCAUUAUAUCAAAUAAUUAUGCAAGCUUUGACAGUUAAGGUUUGCAGAGAGAAGAUGUGGACUGCGCAGUUCCAAAAGACAUCUUGCGACAGGUUACAACAGCUCGACUACAAUCAUCCUGAAGCCGUGAAUGCACUUCAAGUUUUAGAAGUCGCGGCGCAUGAAGGAGUAUGUAGUUUCGAACUGGUAACAUGUAUCAGUAAGGCUUUUGAGAGUUCUGAGAAGGAUACUCGAUUCUUAUCAUUAAAGAUUGUUGCUGACAUGAAUUACAGCAGUACACAGGUUAAUAAUGAUCUUGUACAGUUUGUAUUGGAUAAAAUACUUCCAUUGGCCCCUGAAAUGCUUCAAAACAAGCAAAUCAGCGAAGAAAAUUUAAUUGCUGAGCAAGUUUUGAAGAUUUUAUCAUUUACAGCCAACUCCGAUCACAACUGUGUUCAUUUGAUGGCGACACAGGACAUAUUACCCCAUGUUUUCGAGAGAUUAAGCACAAGUACAUCAGCAUUACUCUUAACCUACAACAUUGUACAGUUUUCAGGCGAAAUCAUUGACAAUUUCGUCAAAGCCGGCCUCUUGGAAGCAAUCUGCGACACAGUUCGUAACAAAGGAAUUCCAGAUUCGUUUGGAGUCCUUUUUGCACUGCUAAACCCCAUUGCAAAGCAGUUAUCCAAUAACCCAGAGAACCAACAAGUGCAGAACGUCAUACAAACUAUCACGAAAUUGGCUGAUUUAACUGUUUGUUGCGCGGAAAGGCUAUUUACUGGCCAUACAAAGGCUGUUUCGUGUUGUUUAGUUGAGAUAUUCAUAUUUUCAUCAUUGAACUCUGCAAAGAAGUGCUUAAUUGCUGAUGCUUUCCCUGCUUUGGCUGCAAGAUUAAGAGAUUCAAAGUUCACUCAAGAAUUGGCAAUCCACAUGAAAAGAGUUGUUGAUAUGCUGAUAUAUGUAACAACUAAAGCAAGUAGAGCUAGUUACGUAAUCGCUGCAAUGAAGAAUUGCAAAAGUUUCAUGUUGGCUUUGGAAGAAAGCGUUGAUUCGCCGAUCAAAGAACUUAGUGAGUCUGUUGACUCGUUAAUGAAAAUCAUUAGGGCUUCUUCUUAA
Trichomonas vaginalis G3 is the source of this 3195-nucleotide messenger RNA. Its product is annotated as serine/threonine-kinase ULK4-like protein-related family. The coding region runs from base 1 to 3195 and encodes 1064 amino acids. Gene Ontology annotation, molecular function: ATP binding; microtubule binding; protein kinase activity. NCBI's taxonomy places the organism in Eukaryota, Parabasalia, Trichomonadida, Trichomonadidae. The transcript has a single exon. The record is from RefSeq and is a predicted model, not a curated record. Gene Ontology annotation, biological process: cytokinesis by cell plate formation; protein phosphorylation; phragmoplast assembly.